Messenger RNA from Peromyscus leucopus (white-footed mouse), 6059 nucleotides. RefSeq names its product ATP binding cassette subfamily A member 1 (gene Abca1). Bases 378 to 6059 code for a protein of 1893 amino acids. Gene Ontology annotation, cellular component: intracellular membrane-bounded organelle; membrane. The record is from RefSeq and is a predicted model, not a curated record. Gene Ontology annotation, biological process: lipid transport; transmembrane transport. NCBI's taxonomy places the organism in Eukaryota, Metazoa, Chordata, Mammalia, Rodentia, Cricetidae. Gene Ontology annotation, molecular function: ATP binding; lipid carrier activity; ABC-type transporter activity. The transcript has 40 exons.
AGUAACCCUGGCGCUCGGCACAGCCGAAUCUAUAAAAGGAACUAGUCGCGGCAAAAACCAGUAAUUCCGAGGGCGAGCGAGCGGGCCGCGACCGGCCAAGCCCACAUCUCUCUCCGCAGCGCAGGGCUGGGCAGGGGCGCCGCGGGACCCGCUCAGCCACAGCCGGUUUGGGGCGCUCCUCUGCUCCCUGUUUCCCCCACUUUUCCCUCCUCCCCCUUUCUGGAAGGGUUUGUGCAAGGUGGGAGAACACAGACACAAACACCAAAGUGGAAAACAGUUAAUGACCAGCCACAGCGUCACUGCUGUGUGCUCUGGCUGCUUCCUCCAGGGCUCUCGAGCCACACACACAGGUCGCUGUGGCUGCCAGCGGAGGUAACAUGGCUUGUUGGCCUCAGUUAAGGUUGCUGCUGUGGAAGAACCUGACGUUCCGAAGACGACAAACAUGUCAGCUGUUACUGGAAGUGGCCUGGCCUCUCUUUAUCUUCCUGAUCCUGAUCUCCGUCCGCCUGAGCUACCCGCCCUAUGAACAACAUGAGUGCCACUUUCCAAAUAAAGCCAUGCCUUCUGCAGGAACCCUUCCGUGGGUACAGGGGAUUAUCUGUAAUGCCAACAACCCUUGCUUCCGUUACCCGACUCCCGGUGAGGCUCCCGGUGUUGUUGGAAACUUUAACAAGUCCAUUGUGUCUCGCCUGUUCUCAGAUGCUCGGAGGCUUCUUCUAUACAGCCAAAAGGACACCAGCAUUAAGGACAUCCACAAGGUCCUAAGAACGUUACGACAGAUCAAGCAUUCCAACUCAAACUUGAAGCUCCAGGAUUUCCUGGUGGACAAUGAAACCUUCUCUGGAUUCCUUCAUCACAACCUAUCCCUCCCAAGGCCCACUGUGGAGAGCCUGCUGCAGGCUGAUGUCAGUCUCCAGAAGGUAUUUUUGCAAGGCUACCAGUUACAUUUGGCCAGCCUGUGUAAUGGAUCAAAAUUAGAAGACAUCGUUCGGCUUGGUGAGCCAGCAGUUUCUGCCCUUUGUGGUUUACCGAGGGAGAAGCUGGAUGCAGCAGAAAGAAUGCUGCGUUACAACAUGGACAUCCUGAAGCCGGUCGUGACAAGUCUAAACUCCACAUCUCUCCCGACCCACCACCUGGCUGAAGCCACCAAAACAUUGCUGGACAGCCUAGCGGGGUUGGCCCAAGAGCUGUUCAGCACAAAGAGCUGGAGUGACAUGCGACAGGAGGUGAUGUUUCUGACCAACGUGAACGGCUCCGGCUCCUCCACCCAGAUCUACCAGGCUGUGUCCCGCAUCGUCUGUGGUCACCCAGAGGGCGGGGGGCUGAAGAUCAAGUCACUCAACUGGUACGAGGAUAACAACUACAAAGCCCUCUUUGGAGGCAACAGCACUGAGGAGGACAUGGACACCUUCUAUGACAACUCCACAACUCCUUAUUGCAAUGAUUUGAUGAAGAACUUGGAGUCCAGUCCUCUUUCUCGAAUUAUUUGGAAGGCACUCAAGCCACUGCUUGUUGGAAAGAUUCUGUAUACACCUGACACUCCAGCUACGAGGCAGGUCAUGGCUGAGGUGAACAAGACCUUCCAGGAGCUGGCUGUGUUCCAUGACCUGGAGGGUAUGUGGGAAGAACUCAGCCCCCAAAUCUGGACCUUUAUGGAGAGCAGCCAAGAGAUGGACCUUGUUCGGACGCUGUUAGACAGCAGAGGCAAUGACCAGUUUUGGGAACAGAAGUUGGAUGGAUUAGAUUGGACCGCCCAAGACAUCAUGGCAUUUCUGGCCAAGAACCCAGAGAAUGUUCAGUCCCCAAAUGGCUCUGUGUAUACGUGGAGAGAAGCUUUCAAUGAAACCAGCCAGGCAAUCCGGACGAUAUCUCGCUUCAUGGAGUGUGUCAACCUGAACAAGUUGGAGCCCGUUCCAACAGAAGUCCGCCUCAUCAACAAGUCCAUGGAGCUGCUGGAUGAGAGGAAGUUCUGGGCUGGUAUCGUGUUCACAGGAAUCACUCCUGGCAGUGUGGAGCUGCCCCAUCACGUUAAGUACAAGAUCCGAAUGGACAUUGACAACGUGGAGAGGACCAAUAAGAUCAAGGAUGGGUACUGGGACCCCGGUCCCCGGGCUGACCCCUUUGAGGAUAUGCGCUACGUCUGGGGGGGCUUCGCCUACUUGCAGGAUGUGGUGGAGCAGGCGAUCAUCAGAGUGCUGACGGGAACCGAGAAGAAAACGGGCGUCUAUGUGCAACAGAUGCCCUACCCCUGUUAUGUCGAUGACAUUUUCCUGAGGGUGAUGAGCCGGUCCAUGCCUCUCUUCAUGACCUUGGCCUGGAUUUACUCUGUGGCUGUGAUCAUCAAGGGCAUUGUGUAUGAGAAGGAGGCGCGGUUGAAGGAGACCAUGCGGAUCAUGGGUCUGGACAAUGGCAUUCUCUGGUUUAGCUGGUUCAUCAGCAGCCUCAUCCCUCUGCUCGUGAGUGCUGGCCUGCUGGUUGUCAUCUUGAAGCUAGGAAACCUGCUGCCCUACAGUGACCCCAGCGUGGUGUUUGUCUUCCUGUCUGUGUUUGCCGUGGUGACCAUCCUACAGUGCUUCCUCAUUAGCACGCUCUUCUCCCGGGCCAACCUGGCCGCAGCCUGUGGAGGCAUCAUCUACUUCACGCUGUACCUGCCCUACGUCCUGUGCGUAGCCUGGCAGGACUAUGUGGGCUUCUCCAUUAAGAUCUUUGCUAGCCUUCUGUCUCCCGUGGCUUUUGGAUUUGGCUGUGAAUACUUUGCCCUUUUUGAGGAGCAAGGCAUCGGGGUACAGUGGGACAAUCUCUUUGAGAGCCCGGUGGAGGAAGACGGCUUUAAUCUCACCACCGCAGUGUCCAUGAUGCUGUUUGACACUUUCCUCUAUGGAGUGAUGACAUGGUACAUCGAAGCCGUCUUUCCAGGACAGUAUGGGAUUCCCAGGCCCUGGUAUUUUCCUUGUACCAAGUCCUACUGGUUUGGUGAGGAAAGUGAUGAGAAGAGCCACCUUGGUUCCAGCCAGAAAGGAGUAUCAGAAAUCUGCAUGGAAGAAGAACCCACUCAUCUGAGGCUGGGUGUGUCCAUUCAGAACCUGGUGAAGGUUUACCGAGAUGGCAUGAAGGUGGCUGUGGAUGGCUUGGCGCUAAAUUUUUAUGAGGGCCAGAUCACCUCCUUCCUGGGUCACAAUGGAGCAGGGAAAACCACCACCAUGUCAAUACUCACUGGGUUGUUCCCCCCAACAUCCGGCACUGCCUACAUCCUGGGGAAGGACAUUCGCUCUGAGAUGAGUUCCAUCCGGCAGAACCUGGGAGUCUGUCCUCAGCAUAAUGUGUUGUUUGACAUGCUGACAGUCGAAGAACACAUUUGGUUCUACGCCCGCCUGAAGGGGCUCUCAGAGAAGCACGUGAAAGCGGAGAUGGAGCAGAUGGCCCUGGAUGUUGGCCUACCCCCCAGCAAACUGAAAAGCAAAACAAGCCAGCUCUCGGGUGGGAUGCAGAGGAAGCUGUCUGUGGCCUUGGCUUUUGUGGGUGGAUCCAAGGUUGUCAUUCUGGAUGAGCCCACAGCAGGUGUGGACCCUUACUCUCGCAGGGGAAUAUGGGAGCUCCUGCUGAAAUAUCGACAAGGCCGCACCAUUAUUCUGUCUACACACCACAUGGAUGAAGCAGACAUCCUGGGGGACCGAAUUGCCAUCAUUUCCCAUGGGAAGCUGUGCUGUGUGGGCUCCUCCCUGUUUCUGAAAAACCAGCUGGGAACCGGUUACUACCUGACCUUGGUCAAGAAAGAUGUGGAAUCGUCCCUCAGUUCCUGCAGAAACAGCAGCAGCACUGUGUCAUGUCUGAAGAAGGAGGACAGUGUUUCUCAGAGCAGUUCUGAUGCUGGCCUGGGCAGCGACCAUGAAAGUGACACGCUGACCAUCGAUGUCUCUGCCAUCUCCAACCUCAUCAGGAAGCAUGUAUCUGAAGCCCGGCUGGUGGAAGACAUUGGCCAUGAACUGACUUACGUGCUGCCGUAUGAAGCUGCUAAGGAGGGAGCUUUCGUGGAACUCUUCCACGAGAUUGAUGAUCGGCUCUCAGACUUGGGCAUCUCCAGUUAUGGCAUCUCAGAGACCACCCUCGAAGAAAUAUUCCUCAAAGUGGCUGAAGAGAGUGGGGUGGAUGCGGAGACCUCAGAUGGCACUUUGCCAGCGAGACGAAACAGACGGGCCUUCGGGGACAAGCAGAGCUGUCUGCGCCCGUUUACUGAAGACGAUGCUAUUGAUCCAAAUGACUCUGACAUAGACCCAGAAUCCAGGGAGACAGACCUGCUCAGUGGGAUGGAUGGCAAAGGCUCCUACCAGCUGAAAGGCUGGAAACUCACACAACAACAGUUUGUGGCCCUUUUGUGGAAAAGGCUGCUGAUAGCCAGACGGAGCAGGAAGGGGUUCUUUGCUCAGAUUGUCCUGCCAGCUGUCUUUGUUUGCAUUGCCCUGGUGUUCAGCCUGAUCGUGCCACCCUUUGGCAAGUACCCCAGCCUGGAACUACAGCCCUGGAUGUAUAAUGAGCAGUAUACAUUUGUCAGUAAUGAUGCUCCAGAGGACACAGGCACCCAGGAACUCCUGAAUGCUCUAACCAAAGACCCAGGCUUUGGGACCCGAUGUAUGGAAGGAAACCCAAUCCCAGAUACCCCUUGCUUGGUGGGGGAGGAGGACUGGACCACUGCCCCAGUUCCCCAGACCAUCGUGGACCUCUUUCAAAAUGGGAACUGGACGAUGAAGAACCCCUCACCUGCCUGCCAGUGCAGCAGUGACAAAAUCAAGAAGAUGCUCCCUGUGUGUCCCCCGGGGGCCGGGGGGCUGCCGCCUCCUCAGAGAAAACAGAACACAGCAGACAUCCUUCAGAACCUGACGGGAAGAAACAUUUCCGAUUACCUGGUGAAGACGUAUGUGCAGAUCAUAGCGAAAAGCUUAAAGAACAAGAUCUGGGUGAAUGAGUUCCGAUAUGGUGGAUUUUCCCUGGGCGUCAGUAAUUCUCAAGCACUUCCUCCGAGUCAAGAAGUAAAUGAUGCUAUCAAACAAGUGAAGAAACUCUUGAAGCUGACCAAGGACAGUUCUGCAGAUCGGUUUCUCAGCAGUUUGGGAAGGUUCAUGACAGGACUGGAUACCAAAAACAAUGUCAAGGUGUGGUUCAAUAACAAGGGCUGGCACGCUAUCAGCUCUUUCCUGAAUGUCAUCAACAACGCCAUUCUCCGGGCCAACCUACAGAAGGGAGAGAAUCCAAGCCAGUAUGGGAUUACUGCUUUCAACCAUCCCCUGAAUCUCACCAAGCAGCAGCUCUCAGAGGUGGCCCUGAUGACCACAUCUGUCGACGUCCUUGUGUCUAUUUGUGUCAUCUUUGCGAUGUCCUUUGUCCCAGCCAGCUUUGUUGUGUUCCUGAUCCAGGAGCGGGUCAGCAAAGCGAAGCACCUGCAGUUCAUCAGCGGGGUGAAGCCUGUCAUCUACUGGCUCUCCAAUUUUGUGUGGGAUAUGUGCAAUUAUGUGGUUCCUGCUACACUGGUCAUUAUCAUCUUCAUCUGCUUCCAGCAGAAGUCCUAUGUGUCCUCCACCAACCUGCCUGUCCUAGCCCUUUUGCUUUUGCUGUAUGGGUGGUCGAUCACACCUCUCAUGUACCCAGCCUCCUUCGUGUUCAAGAUCCCCAGCACUGCCUACGUGGUCCUCACCAGUGUGAACCUCUUCAUCGGCAUCAAUGGCAGUGUGGCCACUUUCGUACUGGAGCUCUUUACCAACAAUGUGAGUGCCGCAGACAGAGCACUUCCAGCUGGCUUGCACUCCGGGUGCCAGAGGAUGGUGGUUAACCUUGACCUUAUUCCACUUGUCUGUAACACUGACACCACUGACCACUCUGCUUUUGCAGCGUCUGCCUUCUCUAGUUUAUAUAAAUCUAUUUCUGUCCUGCUAAGCCUUGUAUUUCUCUGGUGUGGUGAGUCAGUUCUCGGUGACGCUUCUGUGGUGCAGGGGGAGCCAAGCCCUGGUCCUCGGGAACACUGCGGAGAGGACCUCAUUGCACUCACGAGCGAGACCACAGUGGCUUGA